AUGGGAUUCCUCGGCGUCUACUCGGCUCUCUACGACUACGAGCCCCAGGGAGCGGGCGAACUCGAGAUUCGGGAAGGUGAUCUGCUCUAUAUUUUGGAGAAGAGCGCAGAGGAUGAUUGGUGGAAGGCCAAGAAGAAGGCAGAGCGGGAGGAUGAGGACGAACCCGAGGGUCUCGUUCCAAACAAUUAUGUGGAAGAGGCGCAACCCACACACAGGGCAAAAGCACUCUUCGAUUACACGCGACAGACGGACGAGGAAGUCUCCUUCACCGAAGAUGCGGAGUUGAUGGUGUACGACACCUCCGAUCCGGAUUGGACGUUGGUCGGCGCCAACUCCGACUUUGGAUUUGCGCCCUCGAAUUAUAUCGAAAUCACCGAGGAUAUGGCUCCCGCUGCUGGUACCGCCGUUGCAUCACCUCCCAUCCCAGAAGAGCCCCCGGCGCCAGCUCUCCCGCAGCGGCCCUCCAAGCCUAGCACGGACGAAUAUGAAAGUCCCGCGGCGUCUCCGAUUGACACCGUUCAUAACCCCGCAGCCGCUGCUAUUGCGGACAUCAUACACAAGCAGCACGCUCCAGCUGGGAUGCCUGCCGAGUCCACCAGGGACGAGUCGCCCCCGCCUCACCUUCCCGUCCGGCCCUCGUACGACCAGGAAGAAGAGGAACCGGGGCCUGCCCUUCCACGGCGACCGCCGUCGCAGCAGGUUACUCCAAUCAUGCACCAAGAGUCACCCCAGUCCUCUCCGCACCCCCGCCGGCCACCCGCUCCUGGAGCGGGCCGCGAAGGAGGACUGAAAGAGUCCCCUCCCUACAACAAAGCCUCUGCGAUGACGCCGCGUUCACCAUCCGGAUACCAUAUGUACAACGUCAAUGAGAUGGUAGAGGUAAUGGGCAAGAGGAAGAAGAUGCCUACCACAUUGGGGAUCAAUAUGGUUACUGGGAUCAUCUUCAUUUCCCCAGAAGGAGAUGACCACCAGCAGGAGUGGACUGCUGAGAAACUGACUCAUUAUUCGAUUGAAGGAAAACAUGUCUUUGUGGACUUGGUUCGACCAAGCAAAAGCAUCGAUUUCCAUGCGGGAGCCAAAGACACUGCCCAAGAGAUUGUCGCCGCGCUGGGUGAGAUUGCAGGUGCUUACCGCGCAGAAGGGCUACGGGAGAUAAUUGAAGCAGGCGAACAAGGAGGCGGUGGCCAGAAGAAGGGUCAGAUGCUGUAUGAUUUCAUGGCUCAGGGCGAUGACGAGGUGACCGUGGCUACCGGUGACGAGGUUGUCAUUUUGGAUGAACACAAGUCCGAGGAGUGGUGGAUGGUGCGACGGAUGAAGAACGGCAAGGAAGGCGUUGUUCCCAGCAGCUUUGUCGAGAUCACAGGUUUCGCGACCGAAGAGCCACCACCCCCCGCGGAAUCUGCGAAGUCGACGAUCGCGAAGAACCGCAAGGAGGAAGCCCGGCUGGCCAAAGAAGCCGUGAAGCCAAGAAAGGACUCGAUUGAUUCCUCAGAGGUGAGAAUUCACGCCCAUACGCCUGAUACACCGAUGCUGAAGAGUCGCUAUCAUUUACAGCGUCAGAAGCGCGACAGCAAAACCAAGUCAAAGCCCGACUCGAGUAAAGUGAGGAAAUGGACGGACCGAACCAAAGAAUUCACGGUGGAAGCGCAGUUCAUUGGCAUUCAAGACGGGAAGAUUCAUCUUCAUAAGGUGAAUGGCAUCAAAAUCGCCGUCCCAGUCACCAAGAUGUGUGUCGAGGACCUGGAAUAUGUGGAAAAGGUGGCCGGAAUCUCGCUGGAUGAAGACAAACCCUUGUCGAGCAUCCGAGCUCGAGCCUCCUCAAAAGCUGGUGCUUCAGUGCAGCGAUCCGAUUACGAUUGGUUCGAUUUCUUCCUCAAGGCCGGUGUCAACCCGCAUCAAUGCGAGCGCUAUGCGCAGAACUUCCUCAAGGACUCGAUGGAUGAAGCUGUGCUGCCCGACAUUACCGCCGACACUCUCCGCUCUCUGGGCUUGAAAGAAGGCGAUAUCUUGCGAGUAAUGCGCCAUCUGGAUGCCACGCUCAUCCGUACAGGUAGCAAGGCCAAGCUGCGAAAUGUCAGCUUCGGCGGCGAAGAAGUCAUCGACGGAGAUGGCGGUGGGUUGUUUGCUGGAGCUGGUGGCACGUUACGCAACAACACCCGCAAAGGCAGACCGGCCCCGGCGGUACAAGCUGGUGAUGUUGUUGAUGCCAAGGCGUUCGAAGUCGCAGACGAGCCCAAAGCUGCUUCUUCCAAAUCCCCAGAGCGAGUUCCCAGCCCAGCUGCUCCUGCGGUGCCUGACAAGCCCGUUAAGACUGGAUUUGAUGACGAUGCAUGGGAAGUGAAACAACCAAGAAAGACUGCCGCUGCACCGUCUACAUCAACACCGCCGUCUAGUACACCACCUGCCACGGCCCAAGCUCCGGCCCAGAAGCAGAUCACGGGAGCCAUGGCAGACCUGUCCUUGCUCCAGGCUCCUUUGCAGCCAACUCAAGCUCAACCAACAGGUACAUCUCAACCUACUAUCAGCAUCCCUGCUCUGCAGCCUCAACAAACGGCUGUACAGUCCCCGAUGACAGCACAGCCCCAACAGCCUACGGGUGCCACUCCCAAUUUCUUCUCCCAAGUGGCACAGAUCGGACAACAGCCGCAACAGGGCUUCAGCCCUCAGCAGACCGGGUUUCAGCAGUCGCAGCCAAGACAGCGCCCACAGCCUCCGCAGAACGUGGGUCAAAAUUCGCUCCUCCCUCCUCCGCAGCGCCCGCUCUCGGCACCGCAGAAUUUCUCACAACAACCCACCUCUUUCGGUCCACCUCCAUUGCAACCUCAACUGACCGGCUUUCCGCAGACGGGCCCACCAAUCGCUCCUCCUGGCCAGAGUAUGAACGAGCUGAAUCAGCAACGCUUCCAACCUCAAAUGCAGCCGCAACCAACUGGUUUCAACCAGUUCCAGAAUGGGAUGAUGCCCCAACCCACGGGCUUCCAACCUCAGUCACAGUUUGGGAUCCAACAGCAACAGCAAGGGCCCUUUGCAAAUGGCCAGCCAGGCCUCAACCAGCCGGGAUUCCAAGGGAUGGCACCGCAGCCGACUGGCUUUGGCGGAUAUGCGCAGCCACAGCAGCCGAUGCAGACAGGAAUCAACUCUAUGUUACCACCAGCAUUGCAGCCGCAGCCCACCGGCGCGAAUGGGUUCGGAAACACAUCUUACCAGAUGCCUGCACCUCCGAUCCCGCCCAUUCCUCAACAACCAACUGCCACGCCCCUGUCGCCGCAGAAAACAGGACCCGCGCCUUCGAUUCGCUUUGGUGUUAAGCCAGACGCGCCCAAGAAACUCGCGCCACAGCCAACAGGACUUAGAGCCAACCUUUCUCAUGCUACUCCGCACAAUCCGUUCGGAUUCGAUUAA
Molecule: messenger RNA, 3402 nt
Organism: Penicillium lagena
Lineage: Eukaryota; Fungi; Ascomycota; Eurotiomycetes; Eurotiales; Aspergillaceae
Product: cytoskeletal protein-binding protein SLA1
Exons: 4
Coding region: 1-3402 (1133 amino acids)
Molecular function (GO): protein-macromolecule adaptor activity; cytoskeletal protein binding; identical protein binding
Source: RefSeq, a predicted model, not a curated record